Molecule: messenger RNA, 4982 nt
Organism: Caretta caretta (loggerhead turtle)
Lineage: Eukaryota; Metazoa; Chordata; Testudines; Cheloniidae
Source: RefSeq, a predicted model, not a curated record
UUAAGGGGUCUUUCAUGCAGGUCCCCAUAUCUGUACCCUAGAGUUCAAAGUGGGGAAGGAACCUUGACAGUCUCCUUCCCCAGCAGGCCUCCGGCAGGCUGUGGGAUGAGAGCUCAUCUCCCAGGAGCUCCAGCUCCAGCUUCUGAGGGCCAAGACGAGGCCCCUCAAUCGCAGCCGCACCCUCAUGUUUUCUAUAUUUGUAAAACAAGAAGUUUCUGUUUGUUGCUACUGGCCGGGCUGGGGAAAAGCAGUGUUUGCAUUUACUGUUCAGGGCAGGUGCUCAGCUACCACGGGGAUGGGUGAGACAUACAAACCGCGCUCGAUCCUGCGUGGCCCCUUGGGAUGUGGACUACAUGGGGCCUGACAGGUCUCUUCCUCUCCGUUGUCCCCUUACUUCUGUGGCUCUGUGACACUUGAGGAAUUGACCUCAAAGGCACCCGUAGGGUAUGAAGAGGUGGAUGAAUGCACUUGGGAGCUGUUCAUUGUUUGUGCUAAGUUGUAAUUAGUGCUAUUUGUUAAGAGCCGGGUGCUACAGAAAACAGAGAUAACUGCACAGGCCCUGCCCCCAGGGGAUUGCGUUAGACAGAAACACACUGGUGGAUCCAGAAGUGGACAUAGCACAGUCCAUGUGGGUGUUUGUUUUCAUAGUGCAGAGUGAAGGUGCAAUGUCUGAGCUGUUAUGAUGUCACACCCAGCCAGGUUGUGUGGGCAGGGUUUUCUGGUACUCUAUACAUUACUUUUACAGCUAUGGUCUAUUCUAAUGUCAGUAAUCAGAACCCGGGGCACUGUAUUAUCUAUAUCCCGUUGCAUCCUUUGGGCCUGGAUGCUAAUGUCUUUACUGGAUCAAUGGUUACAUUCUGUAUGUGCCAGAAGCACCCAGGAAAGGUUCUGCUUGCAGACCAGCUAUGUUCAAGUCUGAGACUUAAUAGACUCUUUAGAUUUCAUGCUGAAUAUUUUCUCCCUUAAAUAAAGAUAAGUUGUAUCUAAUUCAACGCAUGGUAAAAUUCCCACCUUCACAAAGGACUCAUACAAGGCUUAUGUGCUCCUUAAGUAACACCUGCUUCAAUGAUAGAUUGACCUAGUCUGGGUCCCAGUGAUGAUUUCCCCCAAGUGAGCAAGGAUUACGCACACUAGAGACGGAAUGGGAGCUCGAGGGGAGAAACAUCAAAUGGUGAAGGGCUGUUUCUUUGUGAAUUACAGUAACUUUAAUCAAGAACCCACUAUACACCUACAAUCACUUCCUGGGCUCCAAAUGCAGCCUCAUCCCUGGUCCGUGCCAGUUGAAAUUAUCUCGAACUGAGUCCGUUGUAUUCUCUGCUGUGUCCGCAGGACUGAGGUGUAAGUGCCAGGUGCCCUUAGAAGGACAAGUGUCCUGUGGAAAUCCUACUUGUGUAUUUAGAAGGAAAAGUACAAGUGCAAUGUAAGUACUUUCAAUUUCCGAAUUCACUGGAAUCGUCUGUUCAGUAUCUGGACAUUAACCAAACUAAUAUAAGCUCAUAGUGGAAGAGAAAGAAAAAGGGCAACAACUGAAAUGUUAUUCAUAGGAACGGCCCUGCUGGGUCAGACCCAAGGUCCAUCUGUCACGGAGUCCCCGGGCGAUGCUCUGGAACUGCUCCCCAUGAAGCCAGGCAGGAUUCUGGGGCAGUCGCCUUCCUGGGAGCAGCCUGUCUUCAGGACACACAGCUCACACAGCUUCCACCUUCCUGGGUCUGACCUCGGAGCCUUCAGCCUCCUCUGCCCCCCCCAUACAACUCACCCCCUGAGUAACCAUGAACAGAGCUGCGCUUGCCAGGUUGUCUCCUGGGUUCUCGUUUUCUGAGAACUAAUCUGAGAAAACAACCCUGGUAAACCAGCUCCAAGGUGUUUUCCCGUCAAUGGAAUUCACUGACCAAGUAACUCCUCCUACAGCUCCUGGGUCUGACCCCAAAUAGAAAGUGAAACGGAAACAGUUUAACUGUGUAAGACAGAAUCCGAAACCAUGUGAAAGUUUGACUUUUCUGUGAAAGCCGCACAGCUCCGGUGGACGGCGUACAGCCCGCAGGGACCAGCAGCCCCUGAAGGAUGAAUACACGUUGGGUCUCCGAGCUGAAUUAGGAGCCCCAAGGUCAGACAGAGGAGAGAGCAUCUGGGUGUGUAACAAUGGCCGGAUCAGAUGACACCAUUGCGAUGCCGGCUCUGGGCCGCCCUUUCCAGCUGGGGAUGCUGUACGACUGCCGCAAGGACUCCCUCAUCCCAGGGAUCACGCUGUGGGGCCUGGAACAGCUUCGCAAGGAUGUAAACACAAAACCACAACCCAAGACUGAAUUUGAGAUCAUCGCAUCCGACACCAUUGAAGACAAGGCCAGUGCCCUCGAUGUCACAGCCUCGCUGAAGGCCAGUUUCCUGGGGGGGCUGGUUGAAGUAAGUGGAUCUGCCAAAUACUUAAAUGACACCAAAAAAUCCAAACAACAGGCCCGAAUUACUCUCCAGUACUCUGCCACAACAAAGUUUGAGCAACUAACUAUGAACCAUUUAGGAACAGAGAAUGUCUCUUAUCCUGCUGUAUUUGACCAAGGCACGGCCACCCAUGUAGUCACGGCUGUGCUGUACGGGGCUCAGGCUUUCUUCGUGUUUGAUCGGGAAGUUUCUUCUUCUGAGAAUGUACGUGAGAUAGAGGGAAAGCUCCAGAUUGCAAUUAAAAAGAUACCCAUGUUUUCCAUAGAAGGGGAAGGAGCUGUCAAAAUGGAUGAAAAGGAAAAAUUAAAUGCUUCAAAAUUUAACUGCAAGUUCCAUGGUGAUUUUGCUCUUGAGAGAAAUCCAACUAAUUUCGAAGAUGCCAUGCAAAUAUACUCCACCCUCCCCAAGCUGCUGGGUGACAGUGGGGAGAAGGCCGUACCAGUGAGAGUCUGGCUGUACCCGCUGACCAAGCUGGAUUCCAGAGCUGCUCGGCUGGUGCGUGAGAUCAGCUUAACACUGAUUUCUGAUGCUCAGACUGCUAUGGAGGAACUGGCAGAAGUAAACAUGCAAUGCAAUGACAUGGUGAAGAGUCCGAUUGCCACAAGCUUCCCCGAAAUCAAGCUGAAAAUCCAGCAGUUCAGAGAUCUGUGUAAGCAACACAGACAGACUUUCCAGAAACAGCUAGCAGGACUCUUACCGUUAAUCCGUGGAGGUGGAAAAGAGGAAGGGGCUCUGGUGGAUAUUUUAUCAUGUAAAAACCAGUCACCGUUCAAUACUCAGAGACUCAGUGAAUUUCUGGGUACAAAGGAGAAAGAGAUGAAUUAUGUGAAUUCCUACCUUAAGAUCCUAAGCAAUGUAAAAGUGGUGUCCUCUCAGAGUGAACUAGAUGAAAUAGUACUCGACCCUGAGCUUGACUUUAUCGUCUCCUUUACAUUCACCUCACUGCAUGAAGAGGAGCCAUAUUUAUCAGAUUUAAAACAGUGGCUUCAGACCCAGUAUAUAAAGGAAACUCAUGAUCCUGCAGCAGCCAGUUCUGUCGCUGAGAAACCAAAAUCCAAAGUGUGGUUUGAGGAAAAAGAAAUAUAUAAAAAAGCUCGAAAAUCUGCAAAGUCCCUUUCACAUUUUGUCAGUGUCAACAAAUCUAACAGGAAGAUUCGGUUCAUUGUGUCCUCUGUUCCAGACAAGGACAAUCCAGGCACUUCCAUUUACCUGUAUGAGGAGGGAGAGCUGAUCAGCACCAACUUUGAGCCUCCAUCAAAGCCUCUUCCUCCCCUGAUUGAUGGAAUCAAACAUGACCGUGUGCAGCUCAAGUUUAACCCAGCAGCCUAUGGAAGAACUGAGAUAUCCGGCUAUCGGGCAGAGUACAGAAUUGUAGGACAGGAGAACUGGACGGCUGUGAAUGUAAAUAACACGCAAGAGACAUUCACAGUAACAGGGCUACGUGCAAACACCGAGUACCACUUCCGAUACGCUGCAGUGAGCAAACCAGGGCUCAGCGAGAGCAGCGAUGUGAGUAAUCCUGUGAAGACUCUCCCUCCUACCAGCCCGCCUGGGAAGCCCGUAACAGUUAUUGUAGAUUCAUCUGCCAUCGCCCUCACCUGGGAGAGUCCAAGUGUCACUGGAGAUGGAGUCAGAAUAAGGGAGUAUAAGGUGGAAUAUAAAGAGGAGGCAGGAGAUACAAGUCAGGAGGGGAAAGACAAAGGGCUGGAACGAAGGACAGAAAAGAGAACCGAGUUCUAUAGCAUUGAUGGACUGAGUCCUGAGACACCCUACAGAGUCCGGGUUUCGGCUGUGUGUGCGGAUGGGGCUGUGAGUGACCCAAGCGAAGAGACUUGCAUCUCAACCCUAAAGAAAGCGAAUGUGACUCUGGAUCCAGACACGGCACAUCCUGAGCUCGUCCUGUCUGAUGAUCGAAGAACCGUGAGCCGGGGACACGAGAGCCAGACGUUGCCUUACAAACCGGAGAGAUUUCGUUAUUUGCUGAGUGUGCUGGGCUCUGAGGGCUUCACCUCGGGGAAACAUUCCUGGCAGGUGAAGGUGAAGGGAGGAGUAGCCGGAGACUGGGCUGUGGGGGUAGCUAGACAGUCUGUGCUGAGGAAGGAAGAGGUUGGCUUUAUCCCCGAGGAUGGGGUCUGGGUGGUGCAGAAAUGGGGCAAUGCCAGAGACUAUCGGGCUCAAACCUCCCCUGUCACCCGCCUGUCCUUGAGUAGAGAACCCAGCAGGAUCCGGGUCUCUCUGGACUAUGAAGGGGGGUUGGUGGCAUUUAAUUAUGCUGAUGAUCUGGCCCCGAUCUUCACUUUCCCACAGGCUUCUUUCAAUGGGGAGAAAAUCUUCCCUUUCUUCUGGGUCUGGGGUGGAGGAUUCCAGCUGAGCAUCCAUCCCUGAGACUCAGGGUAGCCCAGGGCCCUGUCAGUACCAUACAGAGCAGGCUAGACCCAUCUCACAGUCCUGCAGUGACUGCCCAGUCUGCUUGUUCUCAUGCUGUAUGGUUCUGUAGGAUUAUAUCCGUGAACAGGGUCAGAGAAAGGUGGGGGGCAGAGGGGUGG